AUGAAGAGGCCUCUUCAACUCACGGCUACCAUAUGUUUGGAGCAUGCUGAUGCUGGAAACUGGACCAACAAGGAUAAAGUCGACUCGACCAGUUCAACACUGAUAAUAAUGCUACGUGCACAGUCAGUGGAAGUUCAGUCCUGUGACGGAUCCCUCAUAAUUGUUCCUCCGGGAAUAAUAGAGGACAUAACACCACCAAACAAGUUAAUGGGCGUUUGGGAUGAGAGGGCAAGGGCAAGGAAGAAGGUCAAGGGCUCCCAGCCCUCCAUCUCUUCCCUCAUUGCACUGUCUCACAACAUGCAACUCUACAGGAUGAUAAGGAAACACUGA
Messenger RNA from Fomitiporia mediterranea MF3/22, 330 nucleotides. RefSeq lists its product as uncharacterized. NCBI's taxonomy places the organism in Eukaryota, Fungi, Basidiomycota, Agaricomycetes, Hymenochaetales, Hymenochaetaceae. The record is from RefSeq and is a predicted model, not a curated record. The transcript is spliced from 3 exons. Bases 1 to 330 code for a protein of 109 amino acids.